AUGGCCGGAAGUGGAGUCGUGACCGUCUACGGAAACGGCGCAAUCACCGAGACCGCCGCCAAGCAGUCCCCCUUCUCCGUUAAGGUUGGCCUUGCCCAGAUGCUCCGAGGCGGCGUCAUCAUGGACGUCGUCACCCCAGAGCAGGCCCGCGUCGCCGAGGAGGCCGGCGCCUGCGCCGUUAUGGCCCUCGAGCGCGUCCCCGCCGAUAUCCGCGCCCAGGGUGGCGUCGCCCGCAUGUCCGAUCCCCAGCUCAUCAAGGAGAUCAAGAGCGCCGUCACCAUCCCCGUCAUGGCCAAGGCCCGCAUCGGCCACUUCGUGGAGGCCCAGAUCCUGGAGGCCAUCGGCAUCGACUACGUCGACGAGUCGGAGGUCCUCACCCCCGCCGACGACGCCAACCACAUCAACAAGCACAACUUCCGGAUUCCCUUCGUCUGCGGCUGCCGCAACCUCGGCGAGGCCCUCCGCCGCAUCCGCGAGGGCGCCGCCAUGAUCCGCACCAAGGGCGAGGCCGGCACCGGCAACAUCAUCGAGGCUGUCCGCCACGUCCGCUCCGUCAUGGGCGACAUCCGCGUCCUCCGCAACAUGGACGACGACGAGGUCUUCGCCUUUGCCAAGCAGAUCCAGGCCCCCUACGACCUCGUGCUUGCUGACGUCAGCUGCGGCCUGGGCGAGGCUAUGGUGGGGAUCAACCUCAACGACGAGAAGGUGGAGAGGUAUGCGAAUAGGUCCGAGUGA
Molecule: messenger RNA, 735 nt
Organism: Striga hermonthica
Lineage: Eukaryota; Viridiplantae; Streptophyta; Magnoliopsida; Lamiales; Orobanchaceae
Source: the annotation of a GenBank genome assembly